AUGGCAAUGCGCUCUCAAAUUCUUAUGAGAUACAUUCAACAAAACUGCAUGAAUAAAAGUUGGAUGUCGCUCGCCUAUUCACCUGAUCACAUCACGGCAAUCUUAAUCCUUUCCAAUAUGAUGUUGAACCCUUAUAAAAUCUCUCCAAAUCACUCAAAGAGUGUCAAGAUGUGGGCUUGUGCCAUUCGUAAAAACAAGACUCUGGGGACUCUUUCAAAAUUUGAGACGAUCCGUGUUCAUUCGGAGGCAUCACCAAUCCCACCCUCUCUGUCGGAGCUUGAGAAAGACGGGUUACUUGAGCGCUUCCCAGUGGGAUCCCAACUCCCUCACGGUUCAUCCCGAACCCUAAUCGAACAUACAGACUUUGUGAAAACGGGUGGUCACAUGAAGCCCACCGAUUUCACCGAAGUCGAAAAAGAUUUGAUGCGAUGGGGCAUUCGACGCUUCUCCUUUGACUGGGAGAGUGACCUCGAGGAUCGAGUAAACACCUUGGCCCGUGAAGUGUUCUGGAAUUCCUUCUACCGGGCGAUUCAAUCUCGUUCUUAUAAAUUCACCAUCAACCAACACUUGCUCAGACGCCAAAUGAUAUUGCCAGUCCUUGAGAUCCAAUUCAAGCGCCAUGCUUCGAUGUACAAGCAGCAAUGCCAAAACGAAGAGAUUAUGGUGUAUCAUCACAUGCUAGCCGAGAAACAAAGGGUUUUUGAAGAAUAUCGCGCCUACCUGAUCAAGUCGGGUGUUGAGCCAAAGUUAACGUCCAUCUUCCAACCGCGCAACUAUUCGGUUAUGGGCAAUUGUUUCGAAGUCAAAGUCAUUGCGGGGGUGUGCUUUGUCGACGAAUUACACUUUCAAAUACCUCGAUGGUGGUCUGAUAAAACAAUUUCACUCAUGGAACUCAUUGAGUCACAGGUCCAAUUUAAUGCCAAAUCCCGUCACGAUUUUGCUGGACCCGCUCGUCCGGCUCGCAAGUACAUACACACGGGUUCAGAUGACUAUGGGUUCAUACCACGACACCUUCCUUCCGACAUGUAUAGCGAUAAAUUCAAAGGCUCUUUACUACCGGCCGAACUUGCUGCGCUCAAAAUGAAGCCCUCGGUAUUGCCGGACUUAGACCAUAUGUUAUCAAUCUUCCCGCCUGUCGAAAGUGGAUGUUUUCGAACGGAUCCUAACGAUACUGAAAUCCCCAACAUUUACUAUACCAGCGACGAAGGGGUGUCCUCUGAUGAAUUUGCGGAAAGCGACACCGAAUCAGUCUCCAACACACCCGUUUCUGAUAACGAUCAACUCAACAAUGCAGAGAUUCCCCUCCGGGUUGAACUUGAAAGUUUAAAGGCUGAAGUUCAUAGAUCAAAAACCAUAUUUUCAGAGUUCCAGAAAGAACUACAAGAAUCAAUGCCUGCGCGCUUGGAAGACUUGAAAAAAGCGCAAGAUGAAAUCAACAUGAUCAACGCCAAAAUUGAUGUGUUACAUGGUGUUGAUCGUAAUACAGUUGAAACUUCACCAAGUCUACUAUAUCUAGAUGCGCAACAAGUAGAGUAA
This is a messenger RNA of Melampsora larici-populina 98AG31, 1536 nucleotides long. RefSeq lists its product as uncharacterized. NCBI's taxonomy places the organism in Eukaryota, Fungi, Basidiomycota, Pucciniomycetes, Pucciniales, Melampsoraceae. Bases 1 to 1536 code for a protein of 511 amino acids. The transcript has 5 exons. The record is from RefSeq and is a predicted model, not a curated record.